Molecule: messenger RNA, 2832 nt
Organism: Botrytis byssoidea
Lineage: Eukaryota; Fungi; Ascomycota; Leotiomycetes; Helotiales; Sclerotiniaceae
Exons: 7
Coding region: 1-2832 (943 amino acids)
Biological process (GO): purine nucleobase catabolic process
Cellular component (GO): cytoplasm
Molecular function (GO): allantoinase activity
Source: RefSeq, a predicted model, not a curated record
AUGUACAAGUCUAUCGUGGAUAAUGCCAAUUCAAAAACUACUCAUAGAAUAACGCGAAUUAGAUUCCCAUUGUCUAUUCUACUCCUUAUCGCUGUCGUCCUUGGUUUGCAGCUUGUCAUUCUCCCCCGAUACAUAUAUCAAUUAUCUCCAGCAGCUACAAAGCUCUCAGAUCAUUACAUAUCUCAGCUUGAAGUGGGAUAUUCUAAAUGUCUAGAUCUACAUACAUUGCCCAAAGAAUACUCGCAUUCGGAAAUCACGUCACGAAAGAAUCCUCGCUGGAACUCUAUUCGUGGUCAGAAUCAGACCAUAGUUUUGAAGAAUGCAACUCUCUUCGAUGGGAAAGCUCUUCUUAGUGACUUCGUGGAUAUAACGUUCGAGAAUGGGCUCAUCAAGUCCGUAUCGACAGCUACCAAAUCCAUCAAUCAUGAUUCCAAUAUUCAAAUUGUCGACCUCAAAGGUAAAUAUGUUACACCAGGUCUUGUCGACAUGCAUUCACAUCAUUUCUUGCACGCGUGGCCUGAACUCUCUGUGACAGGCGAUGAGAAUGAAGUUCAUAUGGGUCCUCUUACCCCAUUCGUUCGUGCAAUUGAUUCUAUCAAGACGGAUGACAAGGCAACUGCUAUAAUCGCUUCAGGCGGUAUCACAACUUCCCUUCUCAUCCCUGGCUCGGCAAACAUUAUAGGUGGUGAAGGAAUUCUUGUCAAAAACUUCGUUCCGGGUGGUGAAACUGGUGAAGAAGUAGUUGAAGAAGUCUUAUUUGAACAUGGUGUACCUAUCGAGGAGAGGAGAAGAUACAUGAAGAUGGCGUGCGGCGAGAAUCCUACAACUGUCUAUGAUCAUACCCGAAUGGGUAAUGCUUGGUUAUUUAGAAAGCAAAUGACACGAGGAAAGGAGCUAAUUGAAAAGCAAGAUUCUUGGUGCUUAUCAGCUGCUGCGGCGUUGGGAAGCAGAGAUUCUGCCACCAUUUCAGCCUUCGUGAAGAACGGUGGUUUACCGGAAGAAUUAGAAUUAGAAUCUACGGUAGCAUUGUUGCGAGGUAAAGUUGGAGUCAACAUACAUUGUUAUGAACCUGAGGAUCUUGAAGACAUGAUCCAUCAUAGUAAGGAAUUUGGAUUUCGAAUUCAAGCGUUUCACCACGCCCUUUCAGCCUGGAAAGUGCCCGAGUUGAUCAAGAGUAGUGGAGAGAAUAUUACCAUUGCGACCUUUUCCGAAUUCGGAUUUUACAAAAAGGAAGCUUACGAUGCCAACUUAUGGGGUGGGAGUAUUCUAGCUGAGCAUGGAGUUCCUGUUGCAUACAAAUCCGAUCACGUUUUCGAGUUUACCAAUGCACAAUACUUAAUGUUCCAAGCCGCGACUGCACAUUCUUUCAAUCUCUCCGAAGCUCUUGCUUUGCAAUCUGUAACUAGUGUGCCUGCAAAGUCGUUAGGAAUUGACUACCGGGUCGGGUAUGCACGUCCUGGUUAUGAUGCAGACCUUGUAGUGUGGGAUUCCCAUCCGCUUCUCGCUGGAUCUACACCUUUACAGGUUUACAUUGAUGGAAAGGCUACUCUGGACCCUGUCAAAGUCGCAGAAAAUACAGCUGAACAUUCUAUCGAACGCACUUUAAUGAAACCAAGAUCACGAACUACUCGGAUAUUGAAACAAAGUUCAUGUAGCAAAUUAAACAACUCGGGUCAAAUUAUUGCUGUUACUGGAAUUAAACAAAGCUAUUUGACGCUAAAUCAGGAUGUCCCAUCAGAAGCGAGUAACUUCACGAUGGUUUUGGAUGGUGGCAAAGCUGUCUGUCUAGGCUUGGAGCAAGAAUGUGCUACUUUACUCCGUGAAGACGCGACUAUCAUUGAGCUCGAGGAAGGUGUUGUAAUGCCAGGGCUCACUGCAUACUCACCGAGUCUAGGCUUGGCAGAAAUCCUCGGAGCUUCUGAAACCUCAGAUGGCUCUCUUGACAAGAGUCUGGCUCUGUUGGAGCCAGAUAAUAUUAUCCACGCCAAGUACGGCAUCCAUCUGGAUGGACGUGGAUUUGCUAGGGCAAGACUUGGUGGUGUUACCCAAGUAAUCACUACACCAAUUUCUGAGACAUUCUUUGGUGGUGUGAGCACGGGCAUCAAAACUAAUGGUAAAAACAACAUCCUCAACGGUGGCAUCUUCCAGGACGAUGUUGCUUUACACUUUUCAGUCGGUCAGAUGGCUAAACAAUUUGAAACCAUACCCACAGUAUCAUCCGCUAUAGCAAAACUGCAAGAUGUUUUGAUCAAGAACAUUGGCAAAGAUAACGUGUUCGGCACUGUUGCAAAUGGAUCAUUUCCAUUAGUGGUACAUGUGGAUAAUGAAUAUGAUAUUCUCCAGCUCAUCAAACUAAAGAACAACCAUCCAUUGCCCCUCAAUCUUGUUCUUCUAGGUGGAGCGGGCGCUCAUCUCGUAGCUGAAGAAAUUGCAAAAUCCAAAACACCAUUCAUCCUGACCCGAAAUCGCGGUGCUCCAGAUACAUACGAGAAACGCAACGCACUCUCUGGUCCUCCGCUAACACGUUCUCCUGCUGCAGUUCUUACCGACGCAGGUGUGUUUUUUGCAUUGGCAAUUGAAGGCGAAGGCAGCGAAUCACAUAUCCACAAUCUCGCGAUUGAAGCAGGUUGGGCAGCUAAAUAUUCCAGCCUCACAAAACGCGAGGCUGUCGACUUGGUUUCUCGUAAUAUUGAGAAAAUUCUAGAUCUGAAAGUUACAGAAGAAACUAGAGAUUUCGUGAUUUGGGAGGGAGAUCCAUUACAAUUGGGGGCAAGUGUUGUAUUUAGUAUAGAGGGCGGAAAGUUGGGAACAUGUUUGCCCUUGUCGAAUUGA